AUGGCUGCUCGUCGUCGAGUUCGAAACCUUGGAGAUUUGAACGAAAACAACAAUAAGAGGGGCUGCAAGUUCGAGCAAUUUAAUCGCACUCAUCCGCCCACCUUUAAUGGAAGAGGCGAUUCCAAUGCAGUUGAGGAUUGGAUUCAGGACAUCGAAGAGAUAUUCAAUGUUUUGAAAGAGGCAAAGAGAUGGUGGAACUCUAAGAAAACCAUCAGAGAAGCUGGUGGAAUUGGAGAAGUGAGCUGGCCUCACUUUAAGCAAAACUUCUUCGACCGCUUCUUUCUGAAAGCAAACCAAGAAGGUAGAGCCCGAGAGUUUACUACCUUUGUGCAAGGGACCAUGGCGGUACACCAGUAUGCUGCAAAAUUUGUGGAGUUAUCUCGCUUUGCCUCAUAUUUGAUUCCCAAUGAAGAAAAGAAAACAGGAGGUUUGAAGCGGGUUUAA
This is a messenger RNA of Juglans microcarpa x Juglans regia, 444 nucleotides long. RefSeq lists its product as uncharacterized. NCBI's taxonomy places the organism in Eukaryota, Viridiplantae, Streptophyta, Magnoliopsida, Fagales, Juglandaceae. Bases 1 to 444 code for a protein of 147 amino acids. The transcript is spliced from 2 exons. The record is from RefSeq and is a predicted model, not a curated record.